UAUUGAUAUGCACAAGGUAGGGACAUGUAUAGUACAGGUGUCAUUAGCCUAUAGGAUAUGCCAAUGACAAGUUGUUACCAGGGUACAAAGGCUUAUUUGCCAUGGAUGAAUAAUGGCAACCAAUCAGGCUCUGACCUCAGAGAGAUUCAAGCGUUACUGUACAAGACUAGGAAGUGGACACUUUGUGACGUACACAUGUAUGAAAACAUCCCCGUAUAGUGUACCAGUAUAUGUCAGCUGCCUACACAUGUACAGUGUAUGUACAUGUACAUGUAUGGUCAAACUGUCUUUUCCAGGCUUCGUUGGGUGACCCUUUCCACUCCCCAGUACGGCACCCAGUUUUGGGCGAGUGACAUCCUUGUCCUUUCCCACCCUGUAAGGAUGCUGUUGCGGCAAAUCAAGAUGGUGCUGAAACGCGUGGCAUUCAGUGUCAGGCCAAGCUUCCAGCUGGUCGUGAUCAUCCUGAGUGUGCUCCUCGUUGUGUGGGUGCUGGUUUUGCUACAGAGGCCCCUAGAUACCAUGGUGUCCAGCAAAAAUGAGAAAAUAGAAGUGCCAAGGCCCUUGGAAUAUGCACGCACAAACCCAUAUGACACACAAAUAGAAACUGUUUACAAGCAAGGAUUUCUAGGAUACAACACAUCGAGAAUACCAGCCCUGGUGUAUCAUCAGGGCUACUUCCUAGCAUUCUGUGAGGCCCGGAAGGAAACCUACAGGGACAUAGGAGGCAUGGAUCUGGUGGUCCGACGAGGCAGGCAGAGCGGCUGGAAGGUGAAGUGGGAACAAGUCGUCGUGGUCGCCAGUAAAGCUGGCCACAGACUGAUGAACCCCUGUCCCAUCGUGGACAGAGACCUAGAAGCCAUUGUUGUUGUCUUCAUUGCCAUUCCCGCCCACCUGAACCAGUGGACCAUGGUCGAAAUGGGCUUUAUACAACAGCAGGUCAUGGUUACCAGGAGUUUUGACAAUGGGCAGACGUGGACCUUUCCCCGUGACAUCACAGACAGCACCAUUGGCAAGAUGCACAUCCAACCAGGAAUAUACGCCCCAGGUCCUGGCCACGGUAUACAAACAUCCUCAGGGAAACUCAUCGUUCCAGGCAACUAUUUUGUAAAAGACACCUAUGGCUCAGCGCUCAAAUUUGAAGAAAAUAUCCAUGACAGCGCCAAUUACGCCAACGUAUUAAUCAGCAUGGACGGUGGCAUCUCGUGGAGCCUAGGGGGCAGUAUACCCUACGGAACGGACUUGUCUGGUUGGACCGUUCACAGUAAUGAGGCCAUGGUGGUCGAGCUUAAAGAAGGGGUUCUAAUGCUGAAUAGCAGAACCUUGCAUCCAGACCAACCUCGUGUGCAAUCCCGAAGCAACAAUGAGGGUUAUUCCUUCUUUGCAGGAAAUCUUGUACCCGAGCUCAUCGAGCCAGGAUACAAAGUGGUUGACAACCAGUCGCUGGCCUCCAGAAUAGGAGGGUGCCAGGCUAGUCUCAUUGGCUUCCCUGCACCUAACUCUGCAAGUAUACCAAACACCUGGUUAGCUUUCUCAAAUCCGGCAUCCAUGUACCGUGAACGCAUGUCGGUCCGGCUAAGCCGAGACGGCGGCAAGACAUACUCCAGCCCCUGGACGAUAUACCAGGGUCCUUCCGCCUACUCGGACCUGACAUACUUUGAGAUAGAGGACCCAGACACGGGACUGAAACUGCAGAACUUUGCCCUUCUCUUCGAAGGUGGCAUAGAUGGUCCCUAUGAGAGGAUCAUGUUUAAAAUGUUCAACCUGGAUGCUCUCCAGUCCAUGGUCCAUAGGACGGUCAGACAACACCGGAAUGAGGUGGAUUGGAACAACAGUGUUUGAUGUUUGAUUCCAUUUGUUCAACCAGACUCACCUUCAAAAUAAUGUCUGAUACUUUGCCCAAUAUGCAUUUGUACUGGCUGCUGUGGACAAAACUGGAACUGUAACGUUGACUAGAUUAUUUGCGGAUGGAGAGAUACAUUCAUGGAUCAGGCCAUUGGCGUCUGCGCCAUCCUCAGCCCUGUGCCGAACUACCCCAUCGUCAGCAGAGGAGAGAGAAGCUGGCAUGGAGUGUUUCAACCAGGCACCCUGGGCGCAUGCAACCACUGUACAUUCCAGCCGAAACCAUUUCCGCGUCCCCCCUGCGCAGCUCUUGUCGAGUGCACUUGAACCCUUGCAGGCACACAAUGUGCUCUCACCAAAGGGACACCGUUGCCGUAAUAAGGCACAUCAUCUCCUUGUCACUCACAGUGUAGAUAGGAUUUUUCUCAUGGAUGCACCUUGGUAUCUUAGUCUGAAGAGCGCGGUUUUCCGGAGUGGCCAUGAUUGGAAGACCAGCAAGAUUUCACCCUUUUUAUACUGUGGUGUAGCCUCUCAUUGUUGGUGUAUUCACAUGAAAUAAGAAGGAAAGUAUUACAUUGAGAUCUCGUGUGGAAAUACCAAUAAGGAUAAAAUCAGGGUUGAAAAAAAUCAGGGCUGCAGACAUUUUCAACUCUUUACAUCCAUUGAUUACCGUAGUCCCUAACCAUUGAAUCCAAUAAAGUCAAGCACUGGGAUAUGUGAUGGAAUGAGUAUAGCCAAACACAGGGACCAUAUAGACCCCUUCCAGUUGGUACUCAGUAAUAGUCCCUUAACAUGGCAGAGAACCACUUAAAAAUGUGACGUACUAUCCCCUCCAUGGGGGAUCUAUAUGUCGGCGAAUCUACAUGUAUAUCGAGGAAAGAUCCACAGUAAAUGUUUUUUGGGGAGGGGGAUCAAACAGUUCUUCAGCCUGAGGUAAUUCAAUGGUUCCUGGGGUGUCAUGCUAAAGUUUUGGCCAGUUUACUGAGGGGGUGGGGUUAAAGUGCCAUUGGUGCAAAAAGGGGGGUCAUACGCCCCUCUUGAACUGCCAGUGCUCGAUGCAGGACAACUACAGGAAAAAAGUGAUAGAUGUUUGUCACGUCCCUCCUCCAAACCUGCACGUGGCCCUGGAAGUCCCCACUUCGCAGUGGUUUUUGGUACAUGUAAUUCUGUUACUUGUCCCUUGAAAUUUUAUUAACUGAAAAUGUUUUUAAAGAGAAUAAGGGAAGAAUCGUUAGCAAUAUGUGAACUUCCCAGGACAGCAUCUAACUCAGUAAUACCAGUCUUUCAUGUUUACACAACGUUUGUUGAGGUAAACAACAGUUGAUCAACAACAGAUGUGAUCAUUCAGGAAGUGCAUACACGCAGUUCACCAUCUUGCACGCGGAAAUCUAUUUUUCGAGUUGCGUUUUGAUUUCUGAGACUAGAUGUAUAUAGAAGGUUCUCUCACAGAGGAAUAUUUAAAUUCAAUUUAUCAUUUGUUUUUAACAUUUUUGAUUUCCUUUUAUCCACUGUAUUUUGUGAAAAUUGCUGCUUUUAAUGCAGGUUUGUUUUUAACCCUAAUUCCCUUGACCGUGUGAAAUCUUAUAAGAGUCGGUGUUCUCAUCAAAGCAGCACUCAUUCGUGUGUGUAUGAUUCCCCAUCAGCAGUACAUCUUAAACUGGUAGGUCACAGUGUAAACGGCUGAUGGUAUCGUCAUCAAGCUCCAUAAGGCCAGGGCCACUGUGGGGAGACUCAUACAUAGGGCAGUCCAUGAUACGCUCUGAAGUCAGUUUCUCUCCACAGGCACAGCUUGGUGAUGCUUCUGCACCAAACUUAUGUAAGCAGCCUCUGGGUUUGUCUUGCUUAUAGUGUAAUUUGACCACCAGAAUUGGAAGCCAUUACUGCGGUGACACAACGCUCUUGGACAGGUGGUACGCGCACAUUACAUGCCCCUUCGUCCGAUAGGGUGUCGUGAUUUGCCAAACGCGUCUAGCUGAAGAACGUGCGUGUGAGUGCGGUGGCACUGCAGUUAAUUACGUCUAAUCAGAUUAGUCCAUUGAAGGCUCAGGAGUGAACAUCAGGCAUGUGAUGGAUGACUUAUUUGGUAGAACUAAGGCUAUUGAACCAGUGAGCUUGGUACAUAUGUAGAGACUGGUAUUGGGAGUCAUCCAUGCCUCCAGAGUGCUCGAUUACGUCCUUCAGUAUGCCCCUAACAAUCCCACCCAGCUGUUUGAGGGGUUCUCCAAGACCCAACACCCCCCCCCCAUGUUAAGUUGGGUCUUCAGAUUAGCACUAGAGUGCAUUUCUUAUGUGCCUUCAUCCACACCACAUAUGUAGUGGUAACUCUAAAUGUCAAAUGUGAUUUGCAUGCAGCAUUUAAUAAGUGUUCUUAAUUUUUACAGCUUAUCCGGUAGUUUACAGUAUUUGAUUGCAGUCGGUUUACACAAAGCUACAGUGUUUAAUGCAGGGGUGCGCAAUGUAUGUGUAUAUACAGUCGAAUCUCGUUAAUAAGAGGUCCUUUGGACAUGGCAAAUUUCUUUGUUAUAACAAGAACCCUUGUCUUAUCAGCAAUGAAAACAACGAAAAACAAAAGAUUAGGACCUAAAUUUGUCCUUGUUAUAAGCAGAAUCUUGCAUUAACAGUGCUCUUAUUAACAAGUUCGACUGUAGUUAGAUGUAGCGAUGCAUGUGCAGGUGCUGAAAUAUUAUGGUAUACAUGUACAUAUACUGUUUAUUCCAAUUGGAGUUGCCCUGUGGAAUGGAACAUUCCAUCUGCCAACUCAUGGAAUUGCUGUUUCCAUUGGACUUACAUGUUCAUUGUUGGUUUUAUACAAUGCCUGAAUAUAUCCGUGUAAUCUGUCCCACCUAAUAAAAUACCUGUCAGAAAUUCAGUUCGACAUCCAAAUUGGAACAUUAAUUUGCUAAUGGAAUAGAACUUCUGUCUUUGCAGUGCGUCUGCACCAUCCAUUAGGUCAACUAAUUCAAAUGACGCAGAUUUAUUCAGCACAUUGUAUAACAUUUAAUACUGUGUGUGAUACAACUUUCAUUCUAUUGCAAUUUUACAUGUUUCUUUUGUAUAUUUCGAACACCUUUAAAUACAUGUUUACACAUGGCCUUAUUUAUGAAUGCCCUCCUAUAAUCGGAUGUAGAAAUUGUAGUUUGUAACUAUAAAAUUAUUUGAAAUGCUCUGUACAUAAAGCUAGUCUUCAAGAUUCAAUUCCACCAAAUUUAAUUUCACAGUUGCUUGAAGUCACAAUCAACCAUUCUUGUGAAUAUGUGGGCACCAAAUCCAGGCCUGUGGAUUCUUAUUAAUCACUUUUUGAGCCAAUCAUGUUAGUUCAGAUUAUGCAUUUGGGAAAAACUUUUCUGUUGGAAGAGAAAAGGAGACACUUCUUCUCAUAAAUCUGUAAUAUAUUUUGGAUAAAUUGUUUUCCCUCACAUUGUCAGAUUGUACCAUAUGUAUGCAGUGCGGAUGAGUGAUUGUUGAAAUUUUUAUAGUGCCAUUUUUCCUUCAUGUCUACACCACUAAAAAGUUAAUGAAAAUGAUACGCUAUCAAUGAUUUAGGACGACACUGCACAACAUUCCAUUCAAAUCAUGGCGUUAUUUUAUUUGGGAAGGUUCAACAGUCUGGGAAGGCGUGACAGUCACUUGUGAGCACAACCAGAAUUCUGCAUGACAUCUGUCUGCUAAAGAUGUUUUUCUUUUUACUUGCUAUUUGUAAGGGCAGCCAUAUUUUGCAGAAAGUUUACGCCAUCAUGUUGAAGGGGGGAGGGAAUUUUCAUUAAGAAUUUAACAGCAGUAUUAACUUAUCGGCAUUAUUGGGCAUUUAAACUGUUAAAUGCCAAUGUACUUCAACUUUGUCCCCUCGUAACUAGUUCAAUAUAUGUAUUUGCUUGGCAGAGAAAAUUCUGAAAUUCACAAGCAUAGUAGAGCAACAAUAACAUUUGUUUUUCCCUUCAAAUUGUUAUCUUGCCACGGUGUAAUAGUGGCUUGCUGUGGCAAGAUAGUAGCUUGUGAAUGGAACAGCUGGCAUAUAUGCACAAAAACUGGAGCAAGUUUCCAGGGUCGCCAGUGACACAGAUCCUGAAUAUUUCACAUUCACAAUGAAUGCUGAAAUGGGACUGCAGCUUUUAUUCUCAAAAACACAUUUCAGUGCACCGAUCUGUACACUAAAUUUGUACUGUGUAAUAAAACUUGCAAAUUUACACGGCCAAUGGUCUACCCCAAGUUGUGGCUGCACAAAAAUUAAGUUUUCCAACGGUGGCAAAAUGCAUGCUAAUGCUGUUUGUGUUAUAAACAAAGUCAAUGUAUUCCUCAAGCAGUGCAUUAUGGGUAAGACCUACCUGUAAAUACAAAGUUAUCGGUGUCUUUGAUAAUGCAUAGUGUGAUAUUAAAUUUAACAAUUGUUGGAUCUCCUGACAACCCAACUCUGCGAAAAAUCUAUGGUGUUAAUUUGACACCCUGAGUGCCCAAAUAUGAAAAAUACUAGUCUAAUGUUAUUCUCUAUGUGGAUGGUGAAGGUGUCAAUUUUACACUGCAGUUUUUACACUACUAUCACAACUGUGAUAAAAUUGCAGGUCAGGUAGUCAAUACGGUCUAAAAACAUUGCAAUCUAGUAUGUAAAUGGCCAUCAUACGGUAAUGGCAACAGAUGUUUGAAUAAAAUGAAAGCAAAAAGU
This is a messenger RNA of Acanthaster planci (crown-of-thorns starfish), 6496 nucleotides long. RefSeq names its product sialidase-2-like. Gene Ontology annotation, biological process: oligosaccharide catabolic process; ganglioside catabolic process. Lineage: Eukaryota; Metazoa; Echinodermata; Asteroidea; Valvatida; Acanthasteridae. Gene Ontology annotation, cellular component: cytoplasm; membrane; intracellular membrane-bounded organelle. Gene Ontology annotation, molecular function: exo-alpha-sialidase activity. The record is from RefSeq and is a predicted model, not a curated record.